CCCCGCCCGGUACCAAGAUGGCGGCAGAAGCAGCUGGUGGGAAAUACAGAAGCACUGUCAGCAAAAGCAAAGACCCCUCGGGGCUGCUCAUCUCUGUGAUCAGGACUCUGUCUACCAGUGAUGAUGUUGAAGACCGAGAAAAUGAGAAGGGCCGCCUUGAAGAAGCCUAUGAGAAAUGUGACCGUGACCUGGAUGAGUUGAUUGUACAGCACUACACAGAGUUGACGACAGCCAUUCGCACAUACCAGAGCAUCACAGAGCGCAUUACCAACUCCCGAAAUAAGAUAAAGCAGGUGAAAGAGAACCUGCUUUCUUGCAAGAUGCUGUUGCACUGUAAACGGGAUGAGCUCCGGAAAUUGUGGAUUGAAGGAAUUGAACACAAGCAUGUCCUGAACCUGCUGGAUGAAAUUGAGAAUAUCAAGCAAGUGCCUCAGAAGCUGGAACAGUGCAUGGCCAGCAAGCACUAUCUCAGUGCCACCGACAUGCUGGUGUCAGCAGUGGAGUCUUUGGAGGGCCCCCUGCUCCAGGUGGAAGGACUGAGCGACCUGAGGCUGGAGCUUCACAGCAAGAAGAUGAACCUCCACUUGGUUCUCAUAGAUGAACUGCACCGGCACCUGUACAUCAAAUCCACCAGCCGAGUUGUGCAGCGUAACAAGGAGAAAGGGAGAGUGAGGUUGGUUAAAGAGCCUCUUCGCUACAGUGUCUUGUGGCAGUGGAGAAGUUCAAGGACCAUUAUUUGUUUCCCAGAAGACUGUUGUACUUGAUUUGCUUCUUGGUUU
Messenger RNA from Neofelis nebulosa (Clouded leopard), 779 nucleotides. RefSeq names its product exocyst complex component 4-like. Lineage: Eukaryota; Metazoa; Chordata; Mammalia; Carnivora; Felidae. The coding region runs from base 18 to 764 and encodes 248 amino acids. The record is from RefSeq and is a predicted model, not a curated record. The transcript has a single exon. Gene Ontology annotation, cellular component: growth cone membrane; synapse; exocyst. Gene Ontology annotation, biological process: exocytosis; chemical synaptic transmission; Golgi to plasma membrane transport.